This is a messenger RNA of Dimorphilus gyrociliatus, 4867 nucleotides long. Lineage: Eukaryota; Metazoa; Annelida; Polychaeta; Dinophilidae. The record is from the annotation of a GenBank genome assembly.
AAAUGUUGAUUUAUUAUAAUAGUACUUUUUCCUAUAUUCUUUCUAGAUAAAAGGAAAGUAUGGGUUUCCUCAGAUCUCUUUUCAUCUCUAAAACAAUUAUAAAGCAUAUUUUUUUUUAAUUAUCAACUUUUUCGGUAAUAACAUAUUGUUUUCUAAAAUAUGAUUCCCUUUAAGAAGCGCUUCUUCCCCGACGAAUCGAUUGACUUGAUUAGCAGCUAGAAGGCCUAUUUUUUGGACAAAAUAAGACAUUCAUUUUAAAUUCCCUAAUGAUAGAGAAAAGCUGUAGAUUUUCAGUUCUUCUCAUCACUAUACCAACAAAUUCCCAUUUUCACUUAACUAUUCCCCUUUCAACGUGUAUUUUACUUGUAUUUCAUGUGUAUAAUGACAAAUAUAUUAAAAUAUCAGCACUAUAAGUUGUUGAUACUAGUGAAAGUUAAAGGAUUCUAAUUUGGGUGUGGUAAAAUACUAAAUGACUUUUCAGCUUAAAAACAUGAGCUUAACCUUAAUCAAAGAAUUCUCUUAAUUUUGUAAAUUCUCUUUAAAGAAAACUAUUUAGGGUUUUGAUUAGAUAUGACUUAUUCGCAUCUGAUAAUGAAUGAAUAAAUAUAUGGAAAUUAACGAGCCAAGAGGGUCCUAUUUUUUGCUAAAGGCCUUCACAAAACAUAUUUUUUUAGGGAUCAAAGGACGCUUAUGUUUUUCUAUAAUGCUUUCUAUCCUUUAAAUUAUAGAUAGCAUUCCCGGACGGAGAAUUCUCUUGUAAUUUAUAAUAAUAGAAAUUACCAUUAUUAUUAUUAUUUAAUUAUAAGGAGUAUAACCAAGAUAGCUGUCAAUUUAAGAUGGUGUUUUAAAAAUAUCAUAUAAAACUUAUUCCUUUUGUUCAAUAACUACAAGUAGAGAAAUUUCUAUAAUGUAACUACAGAAACUUGAUGGGAGAUUUCUUCAUUAUUGACUUCAGUUAGACCAUUCACAGUACAAAAACAACCCCAUUACCUUUUCCCAUCCAUUGCCUUGCAUCCUUUCUUCCUCUUCCUCUUAUCCUCAGGCAUCAAAUCAGCAUCGGGCUAUUCCUGUGACGUCAUACAUUGCCCUAACGUCAGAACGAGUGCCUGACGCGUCCCCGUCUAUUACAUAGACGAAAACGUUCCGAAAUUCGUUCUUUUUUUAAUAUCUCCGAACUAUCCUCCUUGAUAAUUAGGAGAAUAACCCGUUAAUCUAUCUAUCUCAGGCAUAUGUUGAUUGCCAGAUGAAUUUCUUCUUCCAAUAUCGUCCAGAUUAUUUUCAAUAUAAUACACCACCUCGUCUUUCCUGCAGCAAAUAUGAGAAUGCAGCAAGUACGGCUCAUGCUCUUGAGUUGGUUGCCAAAAACGAAACAUUGGACGAAGGCCAUGACUGCCACAGUGCCGGUUGCCAGCGGAUCAUCAUCAAUGUCUCCGGAGCCAAGUACGAGACGCAAUUAAGGACGCUCAACAGAUUUCCCGACACGUUACUCGGCGAUCCGAUUAAACGGCGUCAGUUCUGGGAUGGGAGGCGAAACGAAUUCUUUAUCGACCGCCAUAGGCCGUCCUUUCAAGCCGUUCUUUAUUAUUACCAGUCUGGAGGGAGGCUUAGAAGGCCUAUUGAAGUACCUGAAGAUAUUUUCCUGGAAGAACUGGAGUUUUAUGAAAUUGGUGAUGAUAUCAUAAAGGAUUAUAAAGAGAAGGAGGGUUUCCUAAUGGAAGAGGAAAAACCUAUGCCAGUUAACUCUUUACAAAAACGCUUAUGGAUGUUCCUAGAAGAGCCGGAUUCAUCUAAAUCAGCCAAAGUAUUUGCUUUAGUUAGCGUUGCUUGUAUAGUUGCAUCUAUAGUUAAUUUUUGUAUGGAGACUCUUCCAAUGUUUGAGAGACCAGACUGUGUUAAUAGCACUACACCCAGUGGAGCUGUCUACCAAGUAAAGAACUACAAUGAUCCAUUUUUCGUCGUCGAAUCGAUGUGUGUAGCAUGGUUUACUCUGGAGUUUAUUCUCAGAUACCUGAGCUGUCCUUCGAAGUGGGAAUUUUCAAAAAGUCUCAUGAACAUCUUUGAUGUCAUGGCAAUUCUUCCAUUCUUCGUAAUAUUAAUAAUGAAUAUGUCUGCGGAAAACUGUACUGAGGAGAAGAGCAAAGGAGGAUCGUUGAUUGUCAUACGUGUCCUUCGCGUCUUCCGUGUCUUCAAAUUGUCUAAGCAUUCUCAAGGCUUACGCAUCUUAGGAUUAACUAUUAAAAGCAGUAUGAGAGAACUUGGGAUGUUCUUUUUCUUCCUUCUAGUUGCUAUGGUUAUCUUCUCAUCCGCUGCUUAUUACGCGGACCUUGGCGAAAAAGAUUCAGAAUUUGAAUCAAUACCGGGUGCUUUCUGGUGGGCUAUCGUCACCAUGACGACGGUAGGUUACGGAGACGUUACGCCUGUGGGCGUCUGGGGCAAGUUGGUAGGCGCAGUGUGCGUUAUUGCGGGAGUACUAACUAUUGCACUUCCGGUUCCGGUAGUUGUAGCAAAUUUUAACAACUUCUACAGACACGACAGCGGCAGGGGAAAGAGCUACAAAGUACUAUGUCUAUCCAAGAGUUCUUUUGAAGAGUGCCAUUUCCAAAAAGAGCAAAAUAGGUGUAGUCUCUUAUUUUUCAUCCGUCCGAAAAUAUGUUCAAUUCUCAUAAAAUGUAAAUUAUAAAAAGUAAUUUUGGAGAAUAGAAAUAGGAAAGACCGAUAGUGAGAUAAACACAUCGAAAGAUGGAGUAAGAGAAAACGAUUAAUUUUUUUCUUAAAAUAUACCAAUUAUAUUUCUACUAUAAAUAGAUAUUAAUAUGUAAAUUUUAUUACAUUUGUAUAUAUUUAAGUAGAAAGUUUUAUAAGAGAGAGAGAGAGAGAGAGAGAGAGAGAAAGGGAGAGAGAGAGAUGCAGAGAGACAAGAAUCAGCCAGGGGAGGGAACACUAAGAGAAGGCAGAAGAUUAACAUGAAUACUGAAGAGUUAGCAGUAAAGAAAAGCAAUCAAGUAGAAAAAAGUUUAUUAAUAUAAAACUUUAAGACCAGAUUAGAAUAAAUCUGAAAAUAGAAUUUUUUUAACUCUUAGUUCCUGCAUUAAAAGCCUCAUUCGAAUUAAUUCACUCUUUAAUAUGUCAAAAGCAUGUUAAUUUAAUUUUACGAAAUGCAAUUUAGUCCCUUAGGAUAUAGUGUAUAAAUUUUAUUGCGAGAAAAGCCUGCAGUAUUGAUCAACAAUCAUAUUUCAUGAGAAAAUCUAAAAUAAUUUUAUUACAAUUCACUUGUAUGAGAGAAAAUUGGAAGCAAAAGUUUGCAAUAAUUUAGAAUGCAACUAUUUAAUCAUAAUCUGAUUUAAUGAAAUAUGUGUUUACUAAAAAAAAGUUAAACAAAACUGAAAUUACAGUUUCAUAACACAUUUAUCAUAAAUCUGAAGUAAUCUUUCCAACUAUAUACUGUAUAGUUGGUAAGAAAUACGAUAUACAUUGACUAAAAAAUUGAUUUUAUUGUUAGGUCAUUAUCACUUUUAUCGCUCCAUACAUAAUCAAUGAGAAACGAGCUCAAAACAGUCAUUUUGUUAUCCUUAAAGCUAUAAUAAGUAAAACAGGACCGGUAACCCGUGAUGCUUUCGUUUAUUAUUUUAUGCACAGUAGAAGUUAAAAGGAAAUGGUGCUCAAAUAAAAAGUUUCACACGAGUAGUACAAAACAACUAAAAGAAAAGGAAAAGAGGGAAUUUUCGAUCCCCAAUUUCUUUCUUUCCCCUUCUUCCUUACACAUAUACUUCCACAAAUGCCUUGUUAACUUAGGCCGAGUGGUGACCUCCAUUUUCGAUCCGACACACUUUUCCUGUCCGUCUUCGGCUGCCUGUCGGAGGUGUUCGAAUUUUGGUGCUGUUGUUUUCUUCUUUGUUAGUUUGUUCUAAUAACUUUUUUGAAAAACAACUUUUAUUACUGUAUUAUAAAUAUGCAGUUUAUUAUGUGUAUUAAUUAGGUAUAUACUUAAAUCCAUAAAUUUCUAUAUUAUAUUAAAAACAUGAGACUUAUAUAUGUAUAUAGAUAUGUACAUAAAUAAGUAUUGUUACACUCGUAUAUAUAUAUAUAUAUGUAUAUAAUAUACAGUACAUACUAUAUAUUUAUAUAUAUAUAUAUAUGUGUGUAAGUUUAUUAUUAUUAUUAUUAUGAAUUUUUUUUGUUAUAAUAAUGAUAAUAAUAAGUUAUGUAUGUAUAUAUAUAUAUACAUAUAAAGGGAUAUAUACAUAAAUAUGUAUAUAUAUAUGCAUAUUCGUUUGUUUCUCCUACACACCGACAGGUUUCUAAACGCUAUAUACAGAAAAAAUGGAUUAUAUAUGCAGAAACUAUAUAUAUAAUCAAUUCUAGUGCAAAUUCUCUAAACUUUGUUUUCUUUUUUCCUGUUUUUAUUAAUAUUUCGACUUUAUAUCUGCAUCGUAGUGAAAAUUAUACUUAGAAAUUUUUGCUCAAAUCUAACUUCUUUCUCUGCGAGCGUUUUACAUCGGACACGUUCACGAAAAAAAACUAAAUUGUUUGUUGUUAUUAAUUUUUUUCGUCCUUUUCUUCUAUAUUAUAGCAAUAAAUAAAAGUAUAAAAAUACUUAUGAACGCGAGUGAAUGACUAUUGAUAUAUCUUUUUUAUGAUGUUAAUACUUGACGUAUUUUCUCUAUAAAUAUAUAUUUAUAUAUCAAAUGGAAGGCAUCAUCUAUCUAUCUCACUUUUUCUUUCCUCCUUCCGUUGUCCUUCCUACCUCUCUCUAUCUCUCUCUCUUAAGUAUUUUUUCCGCUUUCUCUUUCUCCAUCUGUUUUGUUAUAUAACACUUUUCUAAUAUGCUUAAACUUGAAAGAGGUUUACCAGAUUAAACAUUUACCAA